GGUCAGUUGGUGGGUGUCUUGAGGUGAUAAAAGUUUCACUUUAGUCGAAGUCCGAAGCCACACCAAAGCAGUACGACGACGACUAUAUAUACUGCGUAGGUUUGCAAUGACGGGUACGACAAAAGAGCCAAGAAAGACUGAAAAGAAAAAGGGCAGAAAAAAUGCGAAGCAACCACCCGAAGACGUCGAAGACGAAAGUUCACGACCGGAGGACUCAGAAACAAAGGCAGAAAACGAACAAAAAGAAGAGGAAGAGACGUUGACAGGGCUAAAUGUUGACAAAAAAAAAUAUCUGCACCUAGAGGGUACUGCUGACCAGACUGACGGCAAAAAAGAAACUAAAGUGGACCAAAAUAAUAUUAGUACAAUAGGUGUUGUAUUAAUAAUUGUAUUAAUUGCUGUCACUGGUUUACGUCUAUUCAGUUCAUCCAGUUCAAAGGAUAGUGUUGCUGACAACAUAGAAUCAGAUCUAAUGCAGCUUGAAGAUGAUUAUCAAAAUCAACCUCAAUUUAGCUAUAAAAAGUUGAGAAGCAGAAUGAGAUCAUAUAUCCAUCAUAAAACAUCACCACAACCUUUCGUCUUGAUGGUUGCAUCAGCUCAAGACAACCAACAGACAGCUGAAUGUUUUGCAAAUCGGAUUGCAAAACUACUCACAACAGCAGCUGUAAUAAUAAAUGGCUCCAAAUACUCAGAUACUCCAUCAGAUGAUGCAAAAGAGACUAUUGAUGAACUUCUCAGAGAUGAAUUUGGAAAAGAAAAGUUUCCAACAGCAGCCAUAAUUCACAACUUUGAUUCAAUCCCAUAUGGAACUACCAGUCUGUUUUAUGCAUAUUGUGACCAUGACAAUCCUAUGUAUAAAGAAGCAGCAAUUAUAUUUACCAUCACAUUACCACAUAGUUAUCAAAUUGGCUCAAACGAGGUAGAUCGUGAAGGACUUGUUGGAAGGUAUUUAACUGAGAACAGCUCAUGGGUUAAAGAUGAAAAAUUUAGUAUGGACGUCAUGGGUGCACUGAUUAGUCGCAUCACAGACACUGUUAUUGUUGUCAACAAGGAGAGCAAAGAAGCCUUAGAAAGUUCAUGUUAGGAAAGAAACUUUGAACCAUGCACAGCAUUGGUCAUGUAUCCAUAGGAACAAUCCACUAUACAUAUAUUUACAUUUUGUAAGUGCACCAGGAAGCAAGCUUAGUCACCUAUAUAAUGUUACCAUCAAGGAGAUUGUAAAUAAAAAGCUAUUGUAGUCAUCAAAUGAAAACAUCACUUUUUUCUUGUUUUUGCUUUAUUGUAUAGUAUUUAGACUAGAAAGUUGUAUGCUGCUCAGACUGAACAAAUAUUUCAAUAAAGAAUUUAUACAAAAACAAUUAUUUUGUAGAUUGGAACCCUGCUGUAAUAUAAGAGGCAAAAGUCCUGUUUAUAUAGCACCAUGUCCAACAGUGAAUUAUCAAACCUACUAUU
Molecule: messenger RNA, 1452 nt
Organism: Dendronephthya gigantea
Lineage: Eukaryota; Metazoa; Cnidaria; Anthozoa; Malacalcyonacea; Nephtheidae
Product: torsin-1A-interacting protein 2-like
Exons: 1
Coding region: 107-1084 (325 amino acids)
Biological process (GO): membrane organization
Cellular component (GO): membrane
Molecular function (GO): ATPase activator activity
Source: RefSeq, a predicted model, not a curated record